Molecule: messenger RNA, 714 nt
Organism: Syngnathus typhle (broad-nosed pipefish)
Lineage: Eukaryota; Metazoa; Chordata; Actinopteri; Syngnathiformes; Syngnathidae
Product: galactose-specific lectin nattectin-like
Exons: 5
Coding region: 127-540 (137 amino acids)
Molecular function (GO): signaling receptor activity
Source: RefSeq, a predicted model, not a curated record
CCUUUCACCUGCAAACCUUGUUCCUCCUCUGCGGCCUCGCCGGACUCUGGACCGGAACCGUAAGUGGCCGUCUUUCACGUACGCUCGCUGGUCUUUCCUUGUCUGCUAUCAAGCACCUACAAAGCCAUGGAGAAAGUCAAAGGCAACGGGUGCCCCAAAGACUGGACUCGCUUGGAGUGCAACUGUUACAUCUAUCAGCACGAGGCCAGGAACUUUGCAGAUGCCGAGAGCGUCUGCAACAUUCUGGGUGGGAACCUGGUGUCCAUCCACAACGCCCUGGAGAAUUUUUUCGUUCAUCAACUGAUUCUCGCGUACAACAGCCCGAACGACACCUGGAUUGGACUCCAUGAUGCCAUUAAUGAAGACAACAACUUCAUUUGGACCGACGGCACACCGGAAGAUUUCCUAGCUUUCACCGGCUCAGAGCCCGACAGCACCGGCAACUGCAUCCAGAUCAAUCGAAGCGAUGGAUGUUGGGAGGACAUGGUCUGCACGGAUGAGUUUCCGUACGUUUGCAUAAGAGAGACAUCCGUGUGGUGAGCGCUGGCGGCCCCACCUCGCAGGCUUCGCCUCACCUCGGCGCUGCCCGAGAGCAAACGUUAGCAGUGUCUUUCAUUUUCCAGCUUGGCUUCUUUUCUCUUUCAUUUUGUUUUCCCCAAAAAGUACAGCAAAAAGCAACUUUCUAAUAAAACAAGGAACCUGUCUGCAUUCAAA